Salvia miltiorrhiza (redroot sage) is the source of this 1102-nucleotide messenger RNA. RefSeq names its product alpha-soluble NSF attachment protein-like. Gene Ontology annotation, molecular function: soluble NSF attachment protein activity; syntaxin binding. Gene Ontology annotation, biological process: intracellular protein transport; SNARE complex disassembly. Lineage: Eukaryota; Viridiplantae; Streptophyta; Magnoliopsida; Lamiales; Lamiaceae. Gene Ontology annotation, cellular component: vacuolar membrane; SNARE complex. The coding region runs from base 700 to 996 and encodes 98 amino acids. The record is from RefSeq and is a predicted model, not a curated record. The transcript is spliced from 5 exons.
CCCCAAAUCGGACCUGGCUCUCUCUAUCUUCUCCAUCACGCUCACCGCCGCAAUCCUCUCUCUGUCCGUCUUCCCACCGGCUCCGGCGAGGCCGUAUCCGGCCGAGGGCGCCGCUCCUCGACUACUACCUCCCAUCAUCCAUUUUUCUCUCUCAAAAAUCACGGAUGAAGACUAAAGGGGAGCCCUAAUUUCCUCCCCAAAUCAGGAAUCGCCGCCGCCUGAGCCGAAAUCCGGCAACGCAGCGCCCUUCUCUUCGGCGUUGUCGAUGCCGCCAUGCCGAAGGCUUUCUCCUCCCCUUUCCCUUCCAAUUUUGAGCCCUAGUUUUCAUAGAAAGAAAUACCGCCGCCGCUACAACUGGAGGACCAGCGAAUGGUCGGGCUUCAUCCAUUCUCUUCCUCUUCUUCUCUCUGAAUCUGGCGCUGCCGACUGAGGAAUGUCGAUGAACGUCGUUCACUGCCAUGGUCUUCGAGAUUCGGGCGAGUGGUUAUCACCUCCGCUCUUUCGUUACCUCUCUCACUCACCCUCAUGAACAGAUCUCCCUCACACAUGAGGAGAAUAUAAACUGAGUCCUAGCUGUCUCUCGACUCUUUUGGCUGUCUUUUUGGCUUUGUGUUUGUGUGUGUGUUUGCCCUAAUAUUUUGGUUGAUUCUGGGCUGAUUUUGAUGGUUUUUAAAGGCAUAUGAAGCGGAAUUGGAGUCAAUGGCGGUGAGACUGGAGGAAGAAAAUGAUAUCAUGUUGAAAGAGAAGAUGCUUGCUUCCUUACAAAAUGAAAACAAGAUCUUUUUGUGUCAGGGUCCUUUCAACAAUGAGCAGGAGUUAGAUAGCAAGCAUGAAGCUGCUAAUGCGUAUGCUGAUGCAGCUCAUUGCUACAAAAAGUGCAAUAUACAAGAGUCAAUUUCAUGCCUGGAGGAAUCUGUAAAUAUCUUUCUGGAUAUUGGAAGGUUUAAUAUGUCUGCAAGGUAUUAUAAGGUAUUAGGAAGAUCAAGAUGGAGAUGAGCGCGAAGGAAGCCUUUGAGAGGUCGAUGAGGACUUUGUCGGAGUAGAUAAGCCAGGAAGUGAAUCGAAAUAUGUAAUGAUCUUAGAUACUUGAUACUUAGUUCAU